CAAUGGGAUUUCUCGCGUCUAAAGGAAACCUCCUCCUCCUGCUGUGUGCCAGCGUCUUCCCCGCCUUCAGCCAUGUGGAAACCCGAGCCCAUGCAGAGGAACGUCUCCUGAAGAAACUCUUCUCCGGUUAUAACAAGUGGUCGCGCCCCGUUGCCAACAUUUCCGAUGUGGUCCUUGUACGCUUCGGCUUGUCCAUUGCCCAGCUCAUCGAUGUUGAUGAGAAAAAUCAAAUGAUGACCACGAAUGUGUGGGUGAAGCAGGAGUGGCACGAUUACAAGCUACGCUGGGACCCUCAAGAAUACGAAAAUGUCACAUCCAUCCGAAUCCCCUCGGAGCUCAUCUGGAGGCCCGAUAUUGUCCUCUACAACAAUGCUGAUGGUGACUUUGCAGUCACCCACCUGACCAAGGCCCACCUCUUCUAUGAUGGGAGGAUUAAAUGGAUGCCACCUGCUAUCUACAAAAGCUCCUGCAGCAUCGAUGUUACCUUCUUCCCCUUUGACCAGCAAAACUGCACAAUGAAGUUUGGCUCCUGGACCUAUGACAAAGCUAAGAUUGACUUGGUGAGCAUGCACAGUCAUGUGGACCAGCUGGACUACUGGGAGAGUGGGGAAUGGGUCAUCAUCAACGCUGUGGGCAAUUACAACAGCAAGAAAUAUGAAUGCUGCACAGAGAUCUACCCUGACAUAACCUACUCCUUCAUUAUCCGGAGGCUGCCCCUGUUCUACACCAUCAAUCUGAUCAUCCCCUGCCUGCUGAUCUCCUGCCUGACCGUUCUGGUCUUCUACCUGCCCUCUGAGUGUGGAGAGAAGAUAACCUUGUGCAUCUCUGUGCUGCUGUCCCUCACUGUGUUCCUGCUGCUCAUCACAGAGAUCAUCCCAUCUACCUCCUUGGUCAUCCCCCUGAUUGGAGAGUAUCUUCUCUUCACCAUGAUAUUUGUUACCUUGUCUAUCAUCAUCACUGUCUUUGUGCUCAACGUGCACCAUCGUUCCCCGCGUACCCACACGAUGCCUGACUGGGUGAGGAGGAUCUUCCUUGACAUUGUCCCACGCCUCCUCUUCAUGAAACGUCCCUCCACAGUGAAAGACAAUUGCAAGAAGCUCAUUGAAUCCAUGCACAAAGUAACCAACGCACCAAUGCUUUGGUCCGAGACCGACGUGGAGCCCAACUUCACUACCUCAUCUUCCCCCAGCCCCCAGAGCAAUGAGCCAUCACCCACAUCUUCCUUCUGUGCCCACCUCGAGGACCCAGCCAAGCCUCAGCCUAUCUGCAAAUCCCCUUCUGGGCAGUACUCUGUGCUGCACCCAGAGCCUGUGCAGGUGACCUGUUCGUCUCCACAACCCUCAUGCCACCCCCUGAGUGACAUCCAGACCACCUCCAUCUCAAAAGGCAGAUCGCUGAGUGUUCAGCAGAUGUACAGCCCCAAUAAGGCAGAGGAAGGAAGCAUCCGCUGUAGGUCCCGCAGCAUCCAGUAUUGCUACCUGCAAGAGGACUCUUCCCAGACCAAUGGCCAGUCCACUGGCUCUCCAGCAUCCCAGCGGUGCCACCUAAAUGAGGAGCAGCCCCAGCACAAGCCCCCUCAGUGCAAGUGUAAAUGCAAAAAGAGUGAGGCAGCUGGCACGCCAGCUCAAGGAAGCAAGACUCACAUCGCCAAAGAGCAACAUCUGGUGUUGAUGUCCCCAGCCCUGAAGCUGGCAGUGGAAGGGGUUCACUACAUCGCAGACCACCUGCGAGCAGAAGAUGCGGAUUUCUCAGUGAAGGAGGACUGGAAGUACGUGGCAAUGGUCAUUGACAGGAUCUUCCUCUGGAUGUUCAUCAUUGUGUGUUUGCUGGGAACUGUUGGUCUCUUCCUCCCACCGUGGCUGGCAGGAAUGAUCUAAAAUACGGCCACAUAAGGAACAAAGUAUAUUCCACUCUAUUGAUUUUAGUUUACCUGGAAGGAGAAGAGCAGAGAAAUGGCAGCAGCCCUUUAAAUAAUUUACUGCGUGCCCGCGCUUGAGUUGCUCCAGAGCUCUCUGGGAAUACUUUCCAAGGUCACAUCAUUUUGCCAAGCCAUUUUCAUCCCCUCCAUCUAAUUUCGGGGAAAGGUCUUAUGAAAUUUGUACAUAGCAUGGUGGCAGUCAUUGACAUAUACUCGGCAAUGUAAGAACACGAGCUUGUUCCCUAAAGCAGCACAUAAAGAGGCUUCGCAUCUACAAAUCAGCCUCUGGCAAAUUAGCUCCAGUCAUCUUCGGAGGUCUCGGUGUGCCCUGCCUUGUGAUUUUGCCCUGUCAAGCUGAAGUCCUUCAGGGCUGCGUGUCCCUGUAUGAGUCAUUUUAUAAAUAAAGUUCCAGAUUUGGGA
Molecule: messenger RNA, 2338 nt
Organism: Mesitornis unicolor (brown roatelo)
Lineage: Eukaryota; Metazoa; Chordata; Aves; Mesitornithiformes; Mesitornithidae
Gene: CHRNA4
Product: cholinergic receptor, nicotinic, alpha 4 (neuronal)
Exons: 6
Coding region: 3-1877 (624 amino acids)
Biological process (GO): nervous system process; signal transduction; monoatomic ion transmembrane transport
Cellular component (GO): synapse; neuron projection; postsynaptic membrane
Molecular function (GO): acetylcholine-gated monoatomic cation-selective channel activity; transmembrane signaling receptor activity
Source: RefSeq, a predicted model, not a curated record